Molecule: messenger RNA, 1533 nt
Organism: Protopterus annectens (West African lungfish)
Lineage: Eukaryota; Metazoa; Chordata; Ceratodontiformes; Protopteridae
Product: peptidase M20 domain-containing protein 2-like
Exons: 7
Coding region: 120-1391 (423 amino acids)
Molecular function (GO): dipeptidase activity
Source: RefSeq, a predicted model, not a curated record
GUUACGUAACAAAGUGGGUGGCAUCGUUUGUAGUUCAAGCCUGGGCGUGGAGUACUAAUAGAAUUUCGAUAGUUCCCGACUGUUUUCUUUACUGACUGACUGCUUCAGAAUAAUUAAAGAUGAGUUGUGGAGGGCACUUGCAAAUGUGCAAAAAUAAAGUAUCCCAAUGCAUUGAAUCUACCAAAGAAAAGCUCUCUGCUUUGAGUAAGAAGAUCUGGAGUACACCAGAGUUAGCCUUUCAAGAGCACGAAGCUCACAAAACUCUGACUUACUUUUUCCAAGAGGUGGAACAGGGGUGGAAGGUGCAAUGCCAUUACAAACUGGACACCGCAUUCCGUGCAGAAUGGGAGAUUGCAGGUAGUGGAGGACCUGGGACGUGUGCUGUGAAUGUGGGGUUCCUGUGUGAAUAUGAUGCUUUGCCUGAGAUCGGACAUGCAUGUGGCCACAACCUCAUUGCAGAAACUGGAGCUGCAGCAGCUCUGGGACUGAAAGGAGCACUACAGUCACUUCCCGCUCCACCUGUAGGAGUAAAGAUUACAGUUUUGGGAACACCAGCAGAAGAAGGUGCAGGUGGUAAAAUUGAUCUUCUUCAGUCUGGUGCCUUUGAAGAUCUUGAUGUUGUAUUUAUGGCCCAUCCUGCACAUGGAGAUAUAUCCUAUCUUCCACUACUUGCUGCACAAGGUGUGACUGUUAAGUAUUACGGGAAGGCUUCACAUGCAGCAGCUCACCCCUGGGAAGGAGUCAACGCACUGGAUGCUGCUGUGCUUGCGUACAACAAUCUCUCCGUCCUGAGGCAGCAGCUGAAACCAGACUGCAGGCUACAUGGCAUCAUAAAACAUGGAGGAGCAGUACCAAAUGUCAUCCCUGAUUACUCUGAGUUAUAUUUUUAUCUUCGCACGUCUGCACAUAAUCAGUUACAUGAUCUUCGAGAGAAAGCUGGACAGUGUUUUCGAGCAGCAGCUAUAGCAACAGGAUGUAAAGUGGAAUGUUUUUAUGAGAAAAAUGUAUUUUAUAAUAUUCGUCCCAACAAGACUUUGGAAAAACUUUACAUGGAGAAUGGCAAACAGCUUGGGAUUGAAUUUACAACUGAUAAGAGUACUUUGAAGAGUCUGACAGCUUCCACAGAUUUUGGAAAUGUGUCAUUUGUAGUGCCUGGAAUCCAUCCGUUUUUUUACAUUGGUUCAACAGCCUUAGUCCACACAAAGGAAUAUACCACUGCAUCAGGAGCAGAAACAGCUCAGUUCUAUACUCUUCGUACAGCAAAAGCCUUGGCCAUGACUGCUCUGGAUGUCAUUUUUAAGCCUGAAAUGCUGCAGCAAGUUAAAGAUGAAUUCAGAUGCAUUAAAGAAAAAGAAAAAGAAAAAGAAGAGAGUUUAGAUAAAAGAGAUUAAUGAGGUUAUCAGGCUCACGUGCUGAACAAUAACUAUAUUUAUGCUAAUCAUUUCCUAAUUCAUUCUCACCUUUGUAGACAUUUCUUUUUUCCAAAAGAUUAUUGGCUAUAAUAUCAAAAUCACAAUAAAUAAAUAAAUAAUG